GGGGCUGAGGUUUCCAAGAUGUCUCUCUCUAGUCCCAUCAGUUGCCGUUCGACAUCGAGUCCACUCAAAAUGGCACUCUUGGUCAGCUCUGCGUUGUUGUGUUUGCUUUCACUUAUUGAUCCCACUUUGGAACAGAAUGCCACCAAUGUGACCUACGUAACGCACAUCACCCACGUGGUCGUGCACCAGCAACAUCAACCGCCGCUGGCGUCCCCACCAUGGCUGAACAACUCCACCAACGUAACGCUGCCGAUGCCGUUCGAUUCUGUGAGUUCCCUGCCACCGUUGGCCACAACUCCACCACCGCCGUCUCCGAUGGAAGCCCUGCCGCCGUUGGCCACGACCCCACCACCACCGUCUCCGCUGGAAGCGGGAAUUCCGCUGUACAAACAUCCGCACUUUGACGCCGAAGGGAAGCCCAUUUGGUUCCCGCGGAUCGUCGGCGGAACCCCGGCUACGAUCGGCGAGUUUCCGUCAAAGGUUUCGCUGCAGUUGGUCACGAAUGGGGCCCACUUUUGUGGCGGAACCCUGCUGACCAUGCAGCACGUGCUGACCGCGGCGCACUGCGUUACCGAUAGGAGGGGCGUGCCGAUGAGUGUUUCGAUGAUCCAAGCCAUGGCCGACGACCUGAACAUCCUGCCAAAAAUGGGCGCUCCAACGCGUCAGGUGCGACAAGCCCGCACCAUCUCCGUCCACGACAAGUACAGCCCGGCCACGCUGGCCAACGACCUAGCCCUGGUACGAGUAACCUCAGAUUUUGUCAAAACUGCCACACUCUACCCAACGAAACGUGCCUCGGCAGCUCCCGCAGCCGGUCAACUGUGCUCGCUUGCAGGCUGGGGCGUUACGGCCGCGGACAGCACCAAGGUCAGUCCGACGCUGCAGCGGGUCAACCUGGAGGUUGUUAGUUUCGAGCACUGCAACGCCGCCUACCAGGGAACGCUGGCGAAGGGAAUGAUGUGUGCGGCCGCGCCCGGUCGGGACGCCUGCCAGGGAGAUUCCGGCGGGGCGUUGAUCUGCCAGAAUCGGGUGGCGGGAAUUGUGAGCUUCGGAGCCGGCUGUGCCCAUCCGAACUUCCCCGGCGUCUACAUGGACGUCGUUCAUCACGAGAAGUGGAUUAGCAAGUCGCUGAACGGGGUUCAAGGGUUGAAAGUGCAGCUUGGAGUUUGGAUCGUGAUGGUGGCGGUUCUGAUUAAAACCGCUUUUAGUGGUUAGCUUUUGCUGAACGUGGAAAUAGCCUAGAUGUAGACAACUUAGAGCAUUGAAUGAGCUUUGUUAUCAGGACAAGAAAAAUGUUGCUGAUAGUUGUUUUUUUUUUGCGCUAAAAAUAAUUGCAUAAUUUUUAUCAGUCUCAUGUUGCAUUGCUCAUUGAUAAGGUUGGCCAUGUUACAUGAGUUUGACUGAUAAAAACUGCAAUCACUCGAAUAAAAUGUUUACAAACAA
Messenger RNA from Culex quinquefasciatus (southern house mosquito), 1443 nucleotides. Its product is annotated as trypsin beta. The transcript has 3 exons. The coding region runs from base 19 to 1215 and encodes 398 amino acids. Gene Ontology annotation, biological process: proteolysis. NCBI's taxonomy places the organism in Eukaryota, Metazoa, Arthropoda, Insecta, Diptera, Culicidae. The record is from RefSeq and is a predicted model, not a curated record. Gene Ontology annotation, molecular function: serine-type endopeptidase activity.